Centruroides sculpturatus (bark scorpion) is the source of this 1132-nucleotide messenger RNA. Its product is annotated as gastrula zinc finger protein XlCGF7.1-like. The transcript has a single exon. The record is from RefSeq and is a predicted model, not a curated record. Bases 16 to 936 code for a protein of 306 amino acids. NCBI's taxonomy places the organism in Eukaryota, Metazoa, Arthropoda, Arachnida, Scorpiones, Buthidae. Gene Ontology annotation, cellular component: nucleus.
AAAUACUUUAAGGUUAUGAUCGCAUCAGAUUCUAAACAAGAAUUUACGUGUGAAUUAUGUAAACAUACAUUUACAAAUAAGAGAAUAUUUGAAACACAUCUGUUCUGUCAUAUUAGAAAAAAACUAUUUUGCUGCACAACCUGCAAUAAGAAGUUUUUGUGGCAAUUUCUUUUGCGAAGACACAUGAAAGAACACAAAACUAGAAAUGAAAACGAAAUCUCUCACAUAAAUUUACGUUUGCAGCUAUCUGGAAAUCGAGUGAAGUCAUUUUCAAGAAAUGAUAAAGUUCAUGCAUGCAAGAUAAGUGGAAAAGAAUAUAAGUAUGAAGAUCGACCUAUCAAAUCCGAUAUUUAUAAUAAGAAUUUUAAAAGGAGAAGGCAACCGAAACGCUAUAAAAAAACAUACAGUGAAGAACGUCCUUUCAAAUGCGAUAUUUGUAAUAAGGGUUUUAAAUGGAAAGGGCCACUAAAAAUCCACCAAAAUAUUCAUAGUGAAGAACGUCCUUUCAAAUGCGAUAUUUGUAAUAAGGGUUUUAAAUGGAAAGGGCCACUAAAAAUCCACCAAAAUAUUCAUAGUGAAGAACGUCCUUUCAAAUGCGAUAUUUGUAAUAAAAGUUUCAAAUGGAAAGGGUCACUAAACAGCCACCAAAAUAUUCAUAGUGAAGAACGUCCUUUCAAAUGCGAUAUUUGUAAUAAGGGUUUCAAAUGGAAAGGGCCACUAAAAAUCCACCAAAAUAUUCAUAGUGAAGAACGUCCUUUCAAAUGCGAUAUUUGUAAUAAAAGUUUCAAAUGGAAAGGGGCACUAAAAAGCCACCAAAAUAUUCAUAGUGAAGAACGUCCUUUCAAAUGCGAUAUUUGUAAUAAAAGUUUCAAAUGGAAAAUGCAACUAAAACGCCAUUACGAAACUCAUACUGAUGAACGUAACUAUUUUUCUUAGGUAUGUAAGAAAAGGUUUAAUAAAAAUGUUUGAUAGCUUAUAAAAUCGUUCAUAAUAAUAAAUUCAAUUGUACUUGUGAUAUAACAUACAAAUAUAUUAAAACAAAACACUAUUUGGCAUCACGAAGUAGUUUAUAAUCAAUUUGUCCAUACUUGUGAGGUAUGUAAUUAAAGUUUUCAACGCGGUUCUAGUUUAA